AUGCAGGACUUUGCUCCGCCCCCAGGCCCUCCCCCGCCCAAGGCCCCCGAAGUGCCCUCCGGCUGGGUCGCACGAUGGAAUGAGCAAUACAAAGAAUGGUUUUACGUUAACCUGUACACGAAGAAGUCGCAAUGGGAGAAGCCGACGGCGCCGGUGUCCCCCCCGGGCGAAGAUGGACCCGACGGACCACCCCCAGGGUACGAGCCUGGCCACACGCCGCAGCCUACCGACAGCAAGAAGAACCCGUACGAAGACCGACAGGGAAGCGGCACCAACCUUGCCGCAGGGGCAUCGUCGACGCUCGACGAGGAUGCAAAGCUCGCCGCUAAGCUGCAGGCCGAAGAGGAUGCCUUGGCGCGCCAGGGCAACCAGAGCAACGCCGGCUACGGCGGCGGCGGUGCGGCCGCUUCGUACCUUCAACAGUCGAGCAACAAUCCGUACGAAGGGUACUCGCAGCAGCAGCAGCAGCCCUCGCGGGACGACGCACAGCGGGGCAAGAGCGGGCUCAUAGGGAAGCUGUUUGGCAAGGGCAAGAAUUCCGCUUCCGGCCAAAACUACGGGAGCAACUCGCAGCAAGGCUAUUACCAGUCGCCUCCGCCGCAGCAGUAUGGGGGUUACCCCCAGCAGCAGUACGGAUACGGAGGUGGAUAUGGACAAGCCGGAUACGCCGGGUACGGCCAGAGGCCGCCUAAGAAGAACGGCGGCAUGGGAGGAGCCAUGGGCAUGGGUCUCGCUGGUGGCGCGCUUGGUUUGGGAGCCGGUGUCUUGGGGGGCGCCCUCAUCGCGAACGCCAUUGAUGACCACCACGACCACGAGCAGCAGGAGGCAUACGAGGAUGGAUACCAGGAUGGCGCUGAUGGAGGAGACUAUGACGGUGGUGAUUUUGACGGCGGUGGCGACUUUGACGGCGGCGGCGACUUCUAA
Molecule: messenger RNA, 924 nt
Organism: Drechmeria coniospora
Lineage: Eukaryota; Fungi; Ascomycota; Sordariomycetes; Hypocreales; Ophiocordycipitaceae
Exons: 3
Coding region: 1-924 (307 amino acids)
Molecular function (GO): protein binding
Source: RefSeq, a predicted model, not a curated record